Molecule: messenger RNA, 582 nt
Organism: Lactuca virosa
Lineage: Eukaryota; Viridiplantae; Streptophyta; Magnoliopsida; Asterales; Asteraceae
Source: the annotation of a GenBank genome assembly
AUGGUCUACAGAGGACAACUCUCUAAACAAUGGGAAAACCGCACCGCUGCGUUCAAACGCUUGGAUCACAACCAUGAAAACAUCACCCCUUUAAUUGGCUACUGUGAUCAAGGCAAUGAAAUGAUUAUAGUUUCAGAAUUCGCUACCAAUGGUAGCCUUGAUUAUCAUCUCCUAGAUCCCGAUAAGAGUUUUUGUCUAACAUGGGCACAACGCAUGAACAUUUGUAUGGGGGCAGCCAAAGGACUCGAGUACCUUCACUGGGAGAACAGGGCAGUUAUUCACAGAGACAUGAAGAGCUCAAGUAUAUUGUUAGAUAACAAUCUGGACACCAAAAUUUGUGGUUUCGGCUUGUCACUAUUAGUCAAUGGAAAUCAGCCACAAAUAUACCAACGGCCUACGGGUACCCAAUUCUACAUUGAUCCCUUUUACAAAGAAAGUGGCAUGGUCACGACAGCAUCAGACGUUUACUCAUUUGGGAUAGUUCUAUUUGAAAUGUUGAGUGAGAUGCUCGCAUAUAAUAAAAGGAGCAUUGAUGAUAGUACUAUGAUGACGCGCUGGAGAAGCUCAUUGAUCCCAUUAUAA